ACACUGAGUGCCAUUCUUCUGUCAGGAACAAGGGUGGGUGUCUCUGGAGUCGUACUGGAGCUAUUUACCCCUAGUGACAGACUUAUCUCUGUCCUGAGAUGACCAUGGGACCCUGCAGCCACUCUUUGUUAGGCUGGUCAUUGAUUGGAUCAUUAGAAUACUAAGACUUGGCCUAGGAUCAAUGCUUCUGACUCAGUCUGUUCUGACUUUUGACAGGACAAGACUUUUUUUUUUUUUUUUCGCAUUGCAGCAUGCUGAUGUGGUAACCACAGUUUCCUCUGUCUUAACGGAAGAGAGUAGCAGGUGCAUGCAAAAACGCGCCAGCAACAAGAUGAGCCUCUAUGUGCCAACCAAAACUGAAAUGGGAGCUGUUCGCUGAAGUUGUGCUGGGUAACUGAAGACUCCUGGGGACAGAACAACAAAAAAAUCAAGAAGAGGGGUCCAGAGGAGACACCGGCUAACCACGAGUAGCAUCACUGAAAUAUCAAACUUUUUAAAGCAGGAUUUGUGUCAUUACAAGAAUCUAAACAUGCAGGGAUUGUAGUUGUUCCACUGGUUUUUGCACACUUAAAACUGCAGCAUUCAGACAAAUUGCUUCCACAGUGCAGUCUAAAGGACAGUUGCUUGGAAUCUCUUAAAUAUCAAGUUCACUCUCCCACUCUCUUUUUGGGAUUUGGCACUUGACAGGUGGUCAUUAACUUUGUUUACUCUCAGACAAUGGACUUGUCCUUGCUCCCUACUCCAGUGAGUGAGCAAAACAGGCAGAGGGCAGGAGCACUCUUCACUGUCCGAUCGGCCAAUUCUCCCUCUUACAGUCUCACUCGCAGGCCAGGUGUUAGAAAACCCAAGGCUUCUUCAGAGGAGGAGAGGGAGAGCGUGGCGGAAGCAAGAGAAAGAGAGACAUACGGGAAACACACUGGCACAAAUGCUGCAAACAAGGAGGACAACACAGUCACUGGACAUCAAGCCAGGACAGGCAGCAGUGACAAAGGUCAGUGUGAGGAGAAGGAAACAUCAGGCCACAAAAUGUCUACCAUGCUGAACCAGAAUGGCACAGCAGACAAAACAAUCACAGACUUUGGCAUUGACAGAAGUUGUAACCCUGCAUCUGAAAGCCGGGGCAGGACAGAGUGGAGAGGGUACGACCUGACAAGUAGAAGUAAGAGUUUAGAUUGCAGAGCAGGGGCAAGAAGCCCUGAUCGGGGCACCAGACCACCUGACAUGUCAUGUAAACAAGGAGGGGACAUCAAUAAACAGGGAAGGAUAGGAGUUGAGGGUAUGAGGGGCAGGUUGGUGUCUUCAAUGAAGGCCUAUAACUCCUCAGGUACAAGUAAUGUUCAAGAGAGGAUCCCAAUGAAUUACAUGAACCAAACUUUGGACAGGGUCAGUAGGGAUCAUUCCCUCCCCUCCAGACUUAAGUCACAGUCUGGACCUGGCUCUGGUUUCAGAGAAACAGCCUCAUUUGGGCCCAAAGGAGGCCAGAGUAUAUCGGAGCGGAUACAGAAACUCUAUGGGUCUGCUGGUUUUGGUAAAACAGAGGAUUGCAGCAAAAUUAGGGACUCCUCUAUCCCUGUGAGAGACUGUUGUGAUAGAGAGGAACAAGCUACAGUGUCCCACUGCAAAGGAUCAACCCCGGAUUCCCAAAUUUCACCACAGCAGAGGUCAUACGAGAAGGCAACAGGAGGGACCUUCCCCAGGCGUUUCUCCUCAUUUGAGAAAAGGAGCCUAAGUCCAGUGCAAAGCAGGAAAUCAUUCACCUGGACAACUCAAAAAGACACCUCAGGUUCUGACAGUUUGCUUUCUCCAAGGACAAGUGGGAGCAGGGAAACAACACGAGGAGGACAGUGGCAAGACCAGAUCCACAGCAGGUAUUCAGAGGAAGGUGGAGUUAGCUGGGGUAGAGGGUUAGUAGAGAUGGGAACAAGGUCUCUGGAUAGAGCCAGGAGCAGGCACACUAUAGCAGCUCAGAUUAGAUCAGCUAGGGCUGCAGGAGGAAUUACUGCUCCUCCACAGUCAAACACUUUCUCAGAAGAAACAUCUUUCGGAGGUCCAUCUGGAACCAGAAAGAGAAGAGCGAGUGAAAGUAAGGAUCAGGGAAGGGCAAACCAUGGAGAGGAAAAGGGUGAGACACUGAGAGAAAGACCUGGGACAGAGGGUGGAGUUGAAUUGAAGAGCAGUAAUGCUGAUGAAGAUGUAUUUGAGUCAAACUCACAGAGUAUCAGAAUCAAAACAGUGGAGAGGAAGACGUUUCCAGAGAAGCCAGCAGCCAGUGUGAGAAAUAAGAUCAAUCAGUUUGAGGCUCUGACACAGAGAUCCCAGGGUAUAGCAACAGGCCAGGUCCUGAUGUCCAGACGGACUUUUUCUGUGCCAACGCAAUUCAGCAGGGCCCAAGAUGGAGUGAAGAAGAGUGGGUCAGCAAAAGCAAUAGGUGAACUGAGGGACAAGUGGGAGGGAUUGAGAGAGGGAGGUGAGAAAGCUGAGGAGAAAGUGACAGGAGUAGGAAAGAAGCUUGGGUCAGAAAGGUCUUUAUCACUGGAUGAAGUUGGACUAAGAUUAGGGAAUAAAGAGAUCGGAGGGAAUAAUUUGGCAGAGAAGGAAGGAAAAAGUACAAAUAGUAGUAACAACUGCAUUGAUGAUUUUGGUAAAUAUUUAAGACUCAAGCAUACACUAGAAAUUCCCUUAAAUGGAGGAGCUCAACAACAUCGCAGAAACUUUUACAUAGAUGAAACCGAUUUCUCCAAACUCUCAAGCCCUGAGGAAGCAGGUGAUAAAGGCGUGACGGCCAACAAUGCAGCAUCCCUGCAACUGCCUAACUCCAGAGACACUUCCACUGGUUCUCUUCAGUCUAUUGAGCUGUCCGGUGUGCAGAAAACAACACCCACUGGGAUUACUUCACCUGUUGGCGAUGAUGACAAGACUCCAACAAACACCCCAAACCAGUCGCCCUUUCUUUCACCGCAAAAUGACACUCCCACUGCAGAGAGUGAAAAUAAAAGCAUUUCUGGCUCCGCACAAGCAGCCAAAACUCCUGAACCAGACUCCCCACCUCUCCUUCGUCCCCUCGCCACUUCCUCCUACAGCAACCUCCCCAAUCUCAUCUCUCCAGAUGCCAGCGCAGCCUCUCCAAAAGGGAAGAAACAGGUAUUGGACAUGGAUGCUUGGCUAGCUGGCUUAAACUCAAAGAUUAAGGUCUGGAAUGAUGACGAGGAUGAUUAUGAGGAUGAUGAUGAAAGUACACAGAAGGAUGAAGAUUCAAACUAUGAUUCAGACUCCGGGGAGUCCUCGGUGACCAUCACUAGUAACAUGAGCCAGUCAGAUCGCAGGAGCUUCUGUGUCAGUCUUUCAGACCUGUGUAACUUUGCUGGAGUUGACUAUGAGUCAGAGAAUGACAGCGAUGAGUGGCAGUCAACAGGCCGGCGGUCUGCCUCGCUGAGCUCAGAUGUGUCAGCGCUGUCAUGUGUGUCUGUAAUGCCUAGUGAGGAGCUCGACAGGCUGCUGGAGGAUGUCAGGGGUCUGGGAGACAACACCCUGCAGGACUAUGAUGAUGUGCAGGUGGUCGUCCUCCAUAAGGAGGUAGGAGUGGGACUGGGCUUCAGUGUGGCAGGAGGCGUGGACCAGAGCAAGCCAGUCACUGUCCACAAGGUGUUUCACUCAGGUGUGGCAGCACAGGAAGGCUCCAUAAGGGAAGGGGACCAGGUCUUGUCGAUCAACGGCACAGCACUGUGUGGCUACGCUCACUGGGAGGCCCUGAGGGUCCUGAGACGAGCAAAGACUCGCGAGAUGGGGGUGGUGGUCCUGAGGAAGGGAGGUGUUAGCAACAUCUCGAAGGGGGGAGCACAGAUAAAUAAUCAGGGACUAACACAGACUCAGAUCACUGAGACAGGUCAGCGUGUGUGUGUGCGUCUGGUGAAGAACACCAGGGAUCUUGGCUUCAGCCUGGAGGGAGGUGUAGGUUCAAGUCAGGGGAACAAACCACUCUCCGUACAGAAGAUCUUCCAGGGAGGUCCAUUUGACAAGGUUUAUCCUGGCGAUGAGGUGGUGGAGAUUGAAGGUAUAAGCGUGGUGGGGAUGAGACGCCUGGAGGCCUGGACUCUAAUCAGACGACUGCCCCCUGGGCCUGUGGACGUGGUACUAUGCCGGCCUAUUACACAUCUGGAAAAAUGAAGAUUAUUAAAGUGCUUUGCACACAGUGAAGUUCAGGGAAUGAUAAAAUGACAGAUAAAAAACUAAAAGCCAUCCAUGAGAGACAACAUAACCUGCAAUUAAUGCACUAUUUGAGCCUAAUGCCAUUUAAACAAUUCAUUUAUAGUUAUAGCCAUUAUAACAUAGCUCUAAAGGGAAAAAACAUAAUCCUGAAGACCAGGUGAAAGAUGUGUAUUGUUUGUGAAUUACAGAUAUUUGGCUCUCUUUUUAUAUCUUAAGGACUGCAUCUACCUCAAGAGCUGAGAUAUUUCUGCACCAGCCAAUAUAAAAAUGCACUGAUGGGUCAUACGUCUGUGAAGUCUUGCAACUGUAACUGUAAAGCAAUUGUAACAGAUAGUUUGGUCACUUAUAAGCAUGUAAUGUGGCACCUGUAUAUGACACAUGAAGAACAUUGUUACACAUGUUGUAAUAUAUUGUGAAUAGUCACUAACUGCAUUAAGAGUUUAUAUUGCUUUUUAAUAAAUCCUAACUUAAAUUGAUGCUUUUUAUUCUUGUGUCCUGCAGAGGGGGAAAGAGUGAUGUGAUAUUAUCUUUUCAGCACACAGAGAAACGGUGGGGAGAAAACAGUGAAGCAGGGGAAACAAAUCUUUCCUUUUAUGUUACCCGUCUUAUCACAUCUACUCAAGAGGAGAUGUGAUAAGAUAAGAUGUCACUGUGCAGCUUUUACAAUCUCCACACACCAUGUCAAAGUUUAUGUUUUAGAGAGACCACCUCUUUUUUACUCUUUUUUACUCAAAUCUUCAAACUCAUUGCAGAUAAAAUAGCAAUAAAAAAUGAUAAAAAUCAAAGUAUAUUCACCAUAGGGGAUGCAAAACUGACUUUGCAUGUCAAAUAGUCUUGGUGUGUUUUGUAUCUUAUCAGAUAUCAACUCAUUUUCCUGCCUCAGUCAUGUGCCUCCCGGAAAUUUAUCAGCAAUAACGUGAUUCUUUACUCCUACACAGCAAUUAUUUGGGGUUACAUAAUCAUUAGGAGUCCAGAGUCCAGACAGAGGAGAGAUGAGGGGGGAGGCAUUCCAUGAAUGAUAUAAUUAUUCACCGUAUGUUGGGGCCUUUUCGACUUGAAAUCCAUUGACAUUAUUUACCAGUUAUGCCAUUUAGAUUUUAAAUUAUCAGACACAGAACCAGCUCCAUUAGCUUUUUAAGCAUAAGUCUGAUUUGUUUACUGGAACACAUAUAUUUAGAUUAUUGAGGAAUGGUGAUGAAUGAAUGAUAUUGAUCAAAUUUAAGAAUUUCUUCCUCAUACACAGACCACUGUGGGGAAUUUUAGAGUAUUUUCCAUGGCUAAAACUUAAUGUCAGUCAGGCUAAAAUUAGCCUCCUUUAGAUUUCCAUUUUUGCCAUUUUGGCAGUUUAUACACAAACUUUUAUUGAUGAAUAUUGGUCCUUAAAUAAAUAAUAUAAACUACUGACAAACAAUUAUAUGAAAACUUGUUCCCUACAAACGCACUAGUGACUUGAAAUUUAUGACUUUCAAAGUUUUAGAGUCAACAGUUGUU
This is a messenger RNA of Thunnus maccoyii (southern bluefin tuna), 5697 nucleotides long. RefSeq lists its product as uncharacterized. Lineage: Eukaryota; Metazoa; Chordata; Actinopteri; Scombriformes; Scombridae. Bases 718 to 4164 code for a protein of 1148 amino acids. Gene Ontology annotation, biological process: induction of positive chemotaxis; leukocyte chemotaxis. Gene Ontology annotation, molecular function: CD4 receptor binding; cytokine activity. The record is from RefSeq and is a predicted model, not a curated record. The transcript has 7 exons.